GCGCCGUGCAGCCCGGUUAAAAAGCCUUGUGAGUGGCCGGUCGGCGCUGAGGAGAGACUCGGGGUGUAAACCUCGGUGAAGCCGUCCUCUUUCCGCGACAUCCUCCACUUCACUGUACUGUACUGUGUACCACACGAUGUCCAAACCGAAGUUUCAGACGGAGUGGGAGGAAAUUGACGAGGAAUAUCAACAAUUACAGGAAAAUCACAAAAUAUACAGACAGAAACUCGAGGAGCUCACCAACCUACAAACGACGUGCAGCAGCGCCAUCAGCAAACAGAGAAAAUGUCUAAAAGACCUACGCUACAGCUUGGCCAAGUGUGCACAAACAUGUGACGAGAAGGAACUGGAGCUAAUAACAGACAUCAAGACACAAAUCAAAGAUAAAGAAAAUGUCUUCUUUGAUAUGGAAGCAUAUUUGCCAAAGAGAAAUGGGCUGUACCUGAAUUUGGUCCUGGGAAAUGUGAACGUAACUCUUCUCAGCAACCAGGCAAAAUUUGCCUACAAAGACGAGUAUGAGAAGUUCAAGCUUUAUAUGACGAUAAUCCUGAUGUUUGGAGCAAUAACCUGCCUCUUCUUUCUCAACUAUCGAGUCACUGAUGAAAUCUUCAACUUUUUGCUGGUGUGGUACUACUGCACACUGACCAUAAGAGAAAGUAUCCUCAUGAGCAACGGCUCCAGGAUCAAAGGCUGGUGGGUGUCUCACCAUUAUGUAUCCACCUUUCUGUCCGGGGUGAUGCUUACCUGGCCGGAGGGGCCGAUGUAUCAGAUGUUUAGAAGCCAGUUCCUUGCGUUCUCCAUAUAUCAAAGCUUCGUUCAAUUCCUCCAGUAUUACUACCAGAGUGGCUGCUUAUACAGGCUGCGAGCUUUGGGGGAGAGGAAUCAGCUGGACCUCACAGUGGAGGGAUUUCAGUCCUGGAUGUGGAGAGGCCUCACUUUUCUUUUGCCGUUCCUCUUUUUUGGCCAUUUUUGGCAGCUGUACAACUCGGUGACCCUGUUUCGCCUGGCAGGACAUGAGGACUGCAAGGAGUGGCAGGUAUUUAUGCUGGCGUUAACCUUUCUCGUCCUCUUCCUGGGAAAUUUCCUCACUACGUUAAAAGUCGUCCACCAAAAGAUUCAGAAAAACCAGGAAAAGGUGCAAAAGAAUGACUGACUGAGACAAAAACACAACGAGACACCUCGAAUUUGUUAGAAACGGCCAGUAAUUUUGAAGCAACACGCACAAUCGCUUGAUGGACUGACCACAGUCUGAUCAGCCCGGGAGAAGACGAAACUGAAAACCACUGUUUCUCUCAGGCGUCAGUGGCAUCAGCAGCAGCAGCAGUCCAGCCAAAGUAUCUGGCACAAACCAGGCUUCUGCUUUCUAAUGACUCGUCGUCGAUGUUGUUGCACGGUCGGUCACAGCGUUCACCUGAUAGACAGUUUGUCGCUUUAUCCUGUACAUAAAACAAAACAAAAAUUGAGUGGAAAGAAUGUGUUUUUAUUUGGGUGUUUGUGUCAGUCAGCGCAUGAAUCCUAUCAGAGAGCCUUUGUUCAAAUCAUAUGCAACUAAAAGAGGGCAGGUAGCAUCGAUUAACAGAAUAUAGUUUGCCUUUGAAGACCUAACGUCUGUCGUGUACAUGCUUCAUACUUCUGUGAAGUAGUAAUGGUCAAACUGUCUCUUGUCUCAACGUGGCACUGCGCUUCGUCAUCGUUUCAUGUGUAGUUCUCAGCUCCCUGUUGUGAUAUUUCACUUAAAAAAACAAAACCUAAUACUUCACUGGCCAAGAUAACCUCCAAUUUUCAAGAAAUAAAUGUUUUUGUUGUUGUUGUUUUCAGAGUUGGGAUUACAAGGAAAUGCAGGACUGUUUCUCACUUCAGGCAGCAGUUACAAAAGCCAUAACUGUUGUUUUUAUGAUCUAACUUCUAAAAUGGGUCAGCUGGUUAAGUCACAACAGCAUAAACGUAUAAAAACUUGAACUGUCUUUACAAAACGGUUAUUCCGAGUGGGGAUUUUCAUGUGAACAACAGCUCUCAUUAACAUAAUGUUAACAAACUGUAAUAGAUAUACAUUUAUUAUGUUUCACUAAUGCAUAUUAAACCUCAGAUUCUGUUUUAACACUUGACACAUUUAUCAUUACUGAAAAAAAAACCUUGUAUUAUGAUCAAAUGCUGCUAUUAGAGCUGGUACGAUAAGUCUAGGAAGAUAUCGAAUGAUGUGCUGGAUUACUGUUUUUCUAAUUCCAAUCAACAUACUAAAUAAAAUAUUUGUAUGAAUUAACUUAUGGCCAAAUGUGGAGGUUGUGCUCUAGUUCACUGUAGUGUUGUCUGGUUUGUGUUUCAUGCUUGUUUUGAAGGGUCUUUUUGUGUGUGUUUUUUUUUUUCAGCUAAAGUUCAGGUGGGCUCAAAUGAACAGCUGCAGUAGUGUCAGGUCUCUAAUGCCUUAUUCUCCCUCCAGCCUGUCACAGCAAAAAAAAGUCCUUUUAUUUUGAAAAAUCAAGACCGUAGCGUUAGAUUUAUUUCCCACAAUCGUGCUGAAGAGAAUCACUGUCUGUGUGUAUCACUUUUAUUGAGGGUGGGGGCGAGGGGAUUCAAAGUUACAGACCAAAAUGUUACAUUUGAUGCGAGAGCUGCCAGAAUGCACAAAACAACUUGAUUUCCUCAUUUUU
Molecule: messenger RNA, 2648 nt
Organism: Larimichthys crocea (large yellow croaker)
Lineage: Eukaryota; Metazoa; Chordata; Actinopteri; Sciaenidae
Gene: tmem120b
Product: transmembrane protein 120B
Exons: 12
Coding region: 137-1153 (338 amino acids)
Biological process (GO): fat cell differentiation
Cellular component (GO): membrane
Source: RefSeq, a predicted model, not a curated record